CAAUUUUAAAGUCUAAACUAAAGCGGCUUAAUUGAAACGAUGGUUCGGUGCAGAUACAAAAACGCGAUUAACCAUGCAAAGCAUUCGCUUAAUCCAGAUAGAGAAAAACAGCCGAAAGGAAGUACAAUGCGUACUAAAGCGACCGUCAAACGACUUAAUAUGUACCGGAAUUUCAAGGCCAAAAGAGAUAAAAACGGAAAGAUUACCGACCAGCUCCAUUCCAAUCCACGCUGCCGUCUGGAACAGUGGCUCGAGUUGAGCCAAAUAGACGAUGGUUUGGUAGGCGCGUGGUUACACAUAACAUGCACAUUCAGGCAACACUCGUGUUAUUAGUCAGGAUACUUUGCAGAGUUUCAAGGAAGCAAUGAAGAUUAAAAACCCCUACGAGGUUAUUUUGCGUCAAACUCGCUUGCCUAUAUCUCUUCUAGAUGAGAAAAAGACGAAAACUAAAAGUGCUCUUCUGACGUCCGGGAGUUUCUCCUACGUGUUUGGUGACAAAGCUCAACGCAAAAGGCCUUCUUUGGGUUGUGAUGACCUCACGUCUCUUGUGCAACAAGUUGAGUCUAGCCAACAUUUGUACGAAUCAGCAGAAGACAGACAUAUGGUUCGUGAUAAUGAUGGUGUUCGCGAAUUAACACAAGACCCACACUUUAAAGCUGGACGAUCCAAAAGACUAUGGAAUGAAUUAUUUAAAGUUUUAGACUCUUCGGAUGUGGUACUUUACGUCUUGGAUGCACGUGAUCCAGUGGGGACGCGAUCCCCUUAUAUAGAGAAAUACUUAAAAACCGAAAAACCUCAUAAACAUUUUAUUUUCAUCAUUAAUAAAGUGGAUUUGGUUCCUGUAUGGAUAACAAAACGAUGGAAAGCUAUCUUAUCUGAAGAAUAUCCUACUCUGAUAUUUCAUGCUCAUAUGACUAAACCCUUAGGUAAAAUAGCUCUUGUGGGUCUUUUACGGCAGUUGGCUUCUCUUCAUAGUAAAGAACGACCGCAAAUAUCAGUCGGCAUUAUUGGCUAUCCAAAUGUUGGAAAGAGUAGCAUUAUUAAUGCUCUCCGAAAUAAGAAGGUAUGCAAUGUUGCCCCGCUAGCGGGUGAGACAAAAGUAUGGCAGUAUGUCACCUUGAUGAAAUCCAUCUUCUUAAUCGAUUGUCCUGGAGUAGUUUAUCCUGAUGGGAACACUGAAGCAGAAUUAGUAAUGAAAGGAGUAGUCAGAGUAGAGUAUUUACAACAACCCGAUCUGUAUAUCCGUGAUGUAUUGCAACGUGUUAAACCAGAAUUUUUACAUGCGAAGUACAAUUUACCGCCUUUACUGCCUAGUGAUGUUCAAAAGUAUUUACAUAAACAGAACUUGAAUGAAAUAAAAGAUAAUGCCAAUAAUAAUGAUAGUGAUAAUACUUCAUCCUUAUCACAGUCGUCUUUAUCGUGGGCUGAUUAUCCAGAAUUAUUUCUAGAAACUUUAGCUCGACAAAGUGGCAAAUUGUUGAAGGCUGGUGAACCAGAUUUAACCACUACCGCUAAACGUGUAUUGAAUGACUUUCAACGUGGUCGCUUGCCAUACUUUGUAAAACCACCCACGGAUUCUGAAGAACCUGAACAAAAUGAUGCUGUUGAAGAAUACUCAGAAGAAAUCAUCAAGGAUUUAUCAGUGGAUUUAUUGGAUGAUGAAAAGGAUCAAUCCACGAAUGAUAUCGCAUCUUCAGCUGACACUGGUUUCGCAGAAGAAAAUAUUUCCGAAACAGACAGUAGUGAUGCCGAGUUAGAUUCAAGUAAGGUGCCUGAUUUCGACCUGAAUGCUAAGGAUGAUGAUGGAGAUAAAACCAUAGACACUGUGAAAGAACCUUCACAAGUCUUAACGGCAAAACAAAAGAGAGGCAUGGAGAGAGCUUUACGACGUCAGAAAAAUCGUGCUGGUCGACAGUUUUACAAAGAGGUUCGUGAUCAGCGCCCUGGUAAAAAGUCUGGUCAGGAACAAAGGGAUCUGCGAAGAUUAAAUUUCCGAUCAAAAAGAAAUAAGAAACAUAAGUAGACUGAGAAUCAGUUCCAGUCAGUGAAAUGAUCCUGUAAAUAUAAUCAUUCUGUAUUAAAUUAUACUUUCAACUUGGAUUUACGUCUUUCUCAUGAAUUAUUUUGAAACUGUUGAUUAAAUGUGCGCUUUUUUAAAACGUUGAUGCUUACAACGGCUAAAACUAAUGUACAUGUGUGUGCAUACACUUAGUAGUGGUGGCCAUCAGCUCUUUACUUUUAUUUGGUUGAAAUUGGCCACUUCAUUACUGUGCUUAGUUUUUAUGAGUGUUUUUCGGGUUUAUAUGAAAUUUGUCUUCU
Heterobilharzia americana is the source of this 2319-nucleotide messenger RNA. The record is from the annotation of a GenBank genome assembly. NCBI's taxonomy places the organism in Eukaryota, Metazoa, Platyhelminthes, Trematoda, Strigeidida, Schistosomatidae.